AUGCAGCUUUCUGUGCUCUUUACUGCACUCGUAUCUUUCGUCAUCCUUGCGGCAGCGUCACCCGCUGCGCCAGGAGCCAUCUCGAAACGUUCCUUUAAACGAGAGAACCUUGACAUCAAUUUUGAACGUGAUCUCCUGAAGACUGAUCUUGAUGAUUCCGAUCAGCCAUACAAGCGCGAGGAGCUGAUGGAUGGUCUUGAUGACUACGAUCAGCCAGACAAGCGCGAGGAGCUGAUGGAUGGUCUUGAUGACUACGACCAGCCGGACAAGAAGCGCGCGCUCUAG
Molecule: messenger RNA, 285 nt
Organism: Suillus discolor
Lineage: Eukaryota; Fungi; Basidiomycota; Agaricomycetes; Boletales; Suillaceae
Exons: 2
Coding region: 1-285 (94 amino acids)
Source: RefSeq, a predicted model, not a curated record